Messenger RNA from Equus quagga, 4916 nucleotides. RefSeq names its product HECT and RLD domain containing E3 ubiquitin protein ligase 4 (gene HERC4). Lineage: Eukaryota; Metazoa; Chordata; Mammalia; Perissodactyla; Equidae. The transcript has 26 exons. The record is from RefSeq and is a predicted model, not a curated record. The coding region runs from base 445 to 3618 and encodes 1057 amino acids. Gene Ontology annotation, molecular function: ubiquitin-protein transferase activity.
CCAGCUCUCCCCACCCUUCGUGCUCUCCGCCCCGCUCGCCUCCUGUCCUUCCCCGCCCGCUCCAUCCGGGUCGCUGACGGCUGUUUCGGGACUGGACAGUGGUGGCGGCUGCUUUUCUCUGAGGAACCCGGUAAAGUUUCACAGGAGCCGGGGAGGGGAGCAGCGGAGCGGCGGAGCAGCGACACCGACGCCGGAGGAGCCGUGGUGUUCGCAGCCACUGUCUGAAGGAGGAGGGUCCAGGAGCUGGAGACCUGCCUCUACUGCCGCGGUGCCUCGCUCUCUGGGGAGGCGCCGCCCCCCGUCGGCCCGGGCUUCCCCUGCCUUGAGGAGCCGGAUAAGAGCUUCAGUUUUCAGUUGAUGUGGAGACAUAGGGAUAUCUCCAACUUUCCAGUGUUUCAGAAGGGAGUUUUUUAUUGAAACUGGAAGACCAAAAGAAUUACAAACAUGUUGUGCUGGGGAAAUGCAUCUUUUGGACAGCUAGGUUUGGGUGGAAUUGAUGAAGAAAUUGUACUAGAACCCAGAAAAAGUGACUUUUUUAUAAAUAAAAAGGUCCGAGACGUAGGAUGUGGACUCAGACAUACUGUGUUUGUUCUGCAUGAUGGAACGGUGUACACUUGUGGAUGUAAUGAUCUAGGACAGCUAGGUCAUGAAAAAUCCAGAAAGAAACCAGAGCAGGUUGUUGCCCUGGAUGCCCAAAAUAUCGUAGCUGUUUCAUGUGGAGAAGCUCAUACAUUAGCACUAAAUGACAAGGGCCAGGUGUAUGCCUGGGGUCUCGAUUCUGAUGGACAACUUGGCCUGCUAGGAUCAGAGGAAUGUAUCAGAGUACCCAGAAAUAUUAAAAGUUUGUCAGAUAUCCAGAUAGUACAGGUUGCUUGCGGUUACUAUCAUUCUCUUGCACUUUCUAAAGCAAGUGAAGUCUUCUGUUGGGGACAGAAUAAAUAUGGCCAAUUGGGUUUAGGCAUUGACUAUAAAAAGCAAGCUUCACCACAGCUGAUUAAGUCUUUGCUUGGAAUCCCUUUCAUGCAAGUUGCAGCAGGAGGAGCCCAUAGUUUUGUACUCACCCUUUCUGGAGCUAUCUUUGGAUGGGGACGCAACAAAUUUGGUCAACUAGGUCUUAAUGAUGAAAAUGAUAGGUAUUUUCCUAAUUUACUAAAGUCACUAAGAACUCAGAAAAUAGUUUAUAUUUGUUGUGGAGAAGAUCAUACUGCUGCACUAACCAAGGAAGGCGGAGUAUUUACUUUUGGAGCUGGAGGGUAUGGUCAGUUGGGUCAUAACUCUACCAGUCAUGAAAUAAACCCAAGGAAAGUUUUCGAACUUAUGGGAAGCAUUGUAACUCAGAUUGCUUGUGGAAGGCAGCACACUUCUGCUUUUGUUCCUUCAUCAGGACGCAUUUAUUCUUUUGGACUUGGUGGUAAUGGGCAGCUGGGAACUGGUUCAACAAGCAACAGGAAAAGUCCUUUCACUGUGAAAGGGAAUUGGUUCCCUUAUAAUGGGCAAUGUCCAACAGAUAUCGAUUCUGAAGAAUAUUUCUGUGUAAAAAGAAUUUUCUCAGGUGGAGAUCAAAGCUUUGCACAUUACUCUAAUCCCCAGAACUGUAGACCACCAGAUGACUUUAGAUGUACUGAUCCUUCAAAGCAGAUCUGGACUGUGAAUGAAGCCCUAAUUCAGAAAUGGUUGAGCUACCCCUCUGGAAGGGUUCCUGUGGAGAUAGCCAAUGAAAUAGAUGGAACAUUUUCAUCCUCUGGUUGUCUAAAUGGAAGUUUUUUAGCUGUUAGCAAUGAUGAUCACUAUAAAACAGGCGCCAAAUUUUCAGGAGUUGACAUGAAUGCUGCUAGGCUUUUAUUUCACAAACUUAUACAACCUGAUCAUCCUCAGAUAUCUCAGCAGGUGGCAGCUAGUUUGGAAAAGAAUCUUAUUCCUAAACUGACUGGCUCCUUACCUGACGUUGAAGCAUUGAGGUUUUAUCUUACUCUACCAGAAUGUCCCCUGAUGAAUGAUCCCAACAAUUUCAUAACAAUAGCAAUUCCCUUUGGUAGAGCUCUUGUGAACCUAGAAAAGGCACCACUGAAAGUACUUGAAAAAUGGUGGUCAGUGCUUGAACCUCCACUAUUCCUCAAGAUUGUAGAACUUUUUAAGGAAGUUGUGGUACAUCUUUUGAAAGAGUACAAGCGCGUCAUUGCCUCUCCUGAAAGAAGAAUUUUCAACAGUUUUCUUCAUACUGCAUUAAAGGUUUUAGAAAUAUUACAUAGGGUAAAUGAGAAAUCGGGACAGAUUAUACAGUAUGAUAAAUUUUAUAUACAUGAAGUACAAGAAUUGAUAGACAUAAGGAAUGAUUAUAUCAACUGGGUCCAACAGCAGGCAUAUGGAAUGGAUGUCAACCAUGGAUUAACUGAGUUGGCAGAUAUCCCUGUUACAAUCUGCACAUAUCCAUUUGUAUUUGAUGCCCAAGCAAAAACUACUCUGUUACAAACAGAUGCAGUCUUACAGAUGCAGAUGGCUAUUGACCAGGCCCACAGACAGAAUGUCUCCUCUCUUUUUCUCCCAGUGAUUGAAUCUGUGAAUCCCUGCUUAAUUCUAGUGGUGCGCAGAGAAAAUAUUGUAGGAGAUGCAAUGGAAGUCCUUAGGAAAACAAAGAAUAUAGACUACAAAAAGCCGCUCAAGGUUAUAUUUGUUGGAGAAGAUGCUGUUGAUGCAGGAGGGGUACGCAAAGAAUUUUUCUUGCUCAUCAUGAGGGAAUUACUGGAUCCUAAAUAUGGCAUGUUUAGAUAUUAUGAAGAUUCAAGACUCAUUUGGUUUUCUGAUAAGACAUUUGAAGACAGUGAUUUGUUCCACUUGAUUGGUGUUAUCUGUGGAUUAGCAAUUUAUAAUUUUACUAUUGUGGACCUCCAUUUUCCUUUGGCUUUAUAUAAGAAACUGCUGAAAAAGAAGCCAUCCCUGGAUGAUUUGAAAGAACUGGUGCCUGAUGUUGGGAGAAGCAUGCAACAGUUACUGGAUUAUCCAGAAGACGAUGUUGAGGAAACAUUUUGUCUUAAUUUUACGAUCACAGUUGAAAACUUUGGUGCAACAGAAGUGAAAGAGCUGAUUGUAAAUGGUGCAGACACAGCUGUUAACAAACAAAAUCGAAAGGAGUUUGUUGAUGCUUAUGUGGAUUACAUAUUCAAUAAAUCAGUGGCUUCCUUGUUUGAUGCUUUUCAUGCCGGCUUUCAUAAGGUCUGUGGAGGAAAAGUCCUUCAGCUCUUCCAGCCUAAUGAACUACAAGCAAUGGUUAUUGGAAAUACAAAUUAUGAUUGGAAGGAACUGGAACAGAAUACAGAAUACAAAGGGGAGUACUGGGCAGAACAUCCUACAAUAAAAAUUUUUUGGGAAGUAUUUCAUGAAUUACCAUUGGAAAAGAAAAAACAAUUUCUGUUAUUUUUGACAGGUAGUGAUCGCAUUCCUAUUCUUGGUAUGAAGAGUCUAAAACUAGCCAUCCAGUCCACAGGAGGUGGUGAGGAAUAUCUCCCAGUUUCCCAUACCUGUUUUAAUCUUCUGGAUCUUCCAAAAUAUACAGAAAAAGAAACUCUACGCUCUAAACUGAUCCAAGCUAUUGAUCACAAUGAAGGCUUCAGUUUAAUAUAACUUUGGAGUUGUAACUAUUCAGUUUACUGCAAAAGCAUUAAACUAAUUAUUUGUGUUUUUCUUGUGGUGAUGAAUUCAGCAAGGUGACAGAGGUACUAUUAUAAUUCUUACUUGCAAAAUGUUCAAUGCUAUGAGUAUUGAUGAAAGCCAAAAAAUAUUAAAGGAAAAUGAACAAACUGUGUUAAUAUUAAAAUUAUUGUACAGACCAUGGAUUUUUUUUUUUGCCUUCUUCCAAUAAACAUACAAGUAUUGUGAAUACAUUGAAGUUUUACUAACAUGAAUUUUAAGAGUUUGCAUAUUUCAUAAAUGAUCUGGUGUGUGAGUGCAUGGAAGUGUUGCUUAAUUUUUCUUCAAUCACUGGGUGAAAAACCUUUAACUUUGGCCUGCAGUAGUCAUUUGAUUAUUUUUUCAUUUUGAAAAUAAUGUUAAGUUUUGUAAUAAAAUAGUUAUGUUCUGAUACCAGUACAGUUUCUAUGGUUGUAAUUGAACUGACUUUUAAGGGUUAAAAAUUAUGAUUUAAAUCUUAUUUUGAAAAUCUAUAAAAGUAAAAAGUUAGCAUGGUGAAAACACAAUCUUUGCUUUUUUGCUAGAAUAAAUGUCCUUGUGCAAAUCUCAAUUACUGAUAGGAGUUAUCUAAAUAACUUGUAGUUCUUUUGUGAAUCUUGAGAUGCUACUGAUAAAUGGGAGGUUAUCAUAAAGCAUAAUAUUUAGUAAUGGAAUAACUUUGUUCUGCAGUUGCCAGGAAUAGAAACAUUGGCUACUAUGAGAAGCUAUUACUGGGUUCUAGCUUUCAAAACUAUUAAUGCUGCAGAUUGGUAUUUAGUGAGAAUUUUCAGUGCUUUAGAACUAUUUCCUUGAAUUUUAAGAAACAAAUCUUAACAGUUUUAUGGUGCUGAUGCUUAGUUAUCUCCUGUCAUUAAAUUGUAACAGUAAGUUGAUGCAACACACGUGACUUUCUGCUAUAAUGCAAAUAUUUAUUUUUUAAAUUUAUAAAAAAAUGCCGUGAAAACUGUUUAAAUAAUAAAGAUUUAUUGGUUUAAUAUUUAAACUUUUAGUCGUUCUCAUAUAAGAUUCAGAGUUCUUCAGAGAAUAAUGUGUCAGGAAGGUCUCUUAAAUUUUGGAUUGUUGUUCCCAUUCCCAUACAAAUUUGUCUAUUUAAUAGAGGUCCUCAAGUCUAUCUGUAAUUCCAAAAUCCAAGAUAACUAUUAAAAAAACUUACGUAUCUCAUUUUGCAGCAAAACCUGAUCUGAAUUGUUGAGGUUACAUGUAUGUAUGGUAUUAAAUAGGACUAAAUUCGA